Molecule: messenger RNA, 1972 nt
Organism: Linum trigynum
Lineage: Eukaryota; Viridiplantae; Streptophyta; Magnoliopsida; Malpighiales; Linaceae
Source: the annotation of a GenBank genome assembly
CCCGAACUGUUCAUUCUCGUUUUUCUGGGUCUGUUGGCCUUCUCUUCUCUCUGGUAGAACAAAGAACCAUUUCCUUAGAAGAGUAUUGACUCUCUAUAUAGGGGAUAUUAGGAUCAGGUCACUGCCCUUACUGCACUCACAUCCCUUAAGACACUAGAGACUAAAACACAAUAUUCUAAGGUAGCCAUCCACCGGUAGGGCACAUCCAAUCCAUCAUCCGCCAAUCCUAACCCAUCCUCAAAUUUCCAAACGUCCAAACCAACCAAACUACACGCAGAAAAGCAAAAGCAGCAAAGCUUUGCCUUAUCCACAUCUCUCCACUCCGAUCCAAAUGACUCUCGCUCUCUCUCAAUCACAAGCCCUCGCCGUUUCGUCCAUCUCCGUCUCCCACCUCACCGCCAGGACCUCCGGCCGCCGUCACUUCUCCCGCCUCUCAAUCUCCUCGUCUUCCUCCACCGCCAAACCCUCCCAGCCCUUAUCCUCCCCGCCCCUCUCCCGCACCAAGACUGGUGUUAUUGUUGUCGGAGCUGGCCUCGCCGGUCUCGCCGCCGCAACCCACCUCCACUCUCGAAAUAUCCCUUUCCUCCUCCUCGAAGCUUCGGACGGAGUCGGCGGCCGAGUACGGACUGACCUCGUCGACGGUUUCGUCCUCGACCGUGGCUUCCAAAUCUUCAUCACUUCCUACCCAGAAGCUCAAAAGCUGAUCGAAUACCGGGAAUUGGAUCUCCGGAAAUUCUACUCCGGUGCCCGGAUUUACUUCGACGGGCAGUUCCACACCGUUGCCGAUCCCCUCCGUCACUUCUCCGAUGCCCUCCAGUCCUUAACUAACCCAAUUGGGUCGGUUCUCGAUAAGUUGCUUAUAGGGUCGACGAGGCUUGGUGUAUUGACCAAAUCGGACGACCAAAUCCUGCGUGCCGACGAGGUCCGUACAUCGGAGCUGUUGAAGAGAAUUGGGUUCUCCGAUUCCAUUGUCCGCCGAUUCUUUAAGCCCUUCUUCGGUGGGAUUUUCUUCGAUCCCGAGCUCGAAACCACUUCCAGGCUGUUCGAAUUCAUCUUCAAAUGUCUGGCUCUGGGCGACAAUACCCUGCCGGCGAAGGGGAUCGGAGCAAUUCCCGACCAAUUGGCCUCAAAAUUGCCGCCCAGCUCCAUCUUGUUGAACUCGAGAGUUGCCUCCAUUGAUCUCGAGGAAUCGUCGCUGAAGUUGGAAACUGGUGAAACUUUCCAAAGCGAGCUCGGAUUGAUCUUGGCGGUGGAGGAACCGCAAGCCGCGAAGCUGUUGGCGGGAAUGAAGCGGAACGGCAACGGAAACGGCCCGGGAAACCCAGUCCCGGUUCGACCAAAACCAGCUCGUGGCACAGUUUGUAUAUAUUUCUCAUCUGACCGGGACAAGGUUCCAGUUCAGGACCCGGUUCUGUUUCUCAACGGUUCGGGUCAGGGCAUCGUCAACAACAUGUUCUUCGCCACCAAUGUGGCUCCCUCGUAUGGUCCAGCCGACAAGGUCCUGGUAUCGGCAUCUUUGAUUGGGUCGUUUGAGGACGAGUCGGAUGAAAAUCUCGCAGCUCGUGUUGUUGGCGAGCUCUCCGGUUGGUUUGGGGACUCGUUGGUUGGAUCGUGGAAGUACUUGAGAACGUAUCGGAUUGGUUUUGCACAACCCAACCAAAGCCCUCCGACCGAUUUGAUGAAAAGCCACCGGGUCGAUUCUGGUUUAUAUGUGGCAGGGGAUUACCUGACUUCAGCCACUUUCGAUGGUGCAUUGGUGUCAGGAAGGAAAGCCGUUGAAGCAUUGCUAAGAGAUAGAGCCUUGAUCCAAAGUUGAUUUGAUCCUCUUAAAAUUUUAGUUUACCUUAUUCCUUGUUUUCUUUCUGUUGAAGCCACCGAUCAUUUCAGUGGCUAAUCUCUAUAUGGAAUUUGAUAUAAUAAUAUUCAAGUUAUUGGAUUGAUUGAUUCUUGAGAAUCAAGCUAAAAUCUUUGA